Messenger RNA from Corythoichthys intestinalis (scribbled pipefish), 14425 nucleotides. RefSeq names its product ATP/GTP binding carboxypeptidase 1 (gene agtpbp1). The record is from RefSeq and is a predicted model, not a curated record. Gene Ontology annotation, biological process: protein side chain deglutamylation; proteolysis. The transcript has 26 exons. Bases 374 to 4063 code for a protein of 1229 amino acids. NCBI's taxonomy places the organism in Eukaryota, Metazoa, Chordata, Actinopteri, Syngnathiformes, Syngnathidae. Gene Ontology annotation, molecular function: metallocarboxypeptidase activity; zinc ion binding.
AAUAUUCACCGUUGCGAGACACUUCACGCCCUAAUUCACUUCCUAAUGCUGAAUAUAAUCCCAUCAGUGUUGUAUUUGGUGACGACCAUGGCGCACUGGCUGUAUGAAAGGCGUCUGAUCACGUAAAAUCGCAGUAAGAGUUGUAGUCUCGCGUGGCUCGCUCACUUUGACAGCCUCUCUCUCUGACAGUUGGGGGGGGGCGGCCCGCUGCCUCUCAUCACAACAUCACUAGCCAGGGCGUUCCAAGCCAAGCAGCCAGCCAAGCAACGCACACUUUUGCUGGAUAAAUAAAUACCCUUCGGCCACCGCUGUUAUCACGAGAAGAAACCCGUUACUUGAUACGCAGACGAAAUGCCAUGUUAAAGUGACGAGAAUGAACAAACCCAAGAUGGCCUCAGAGAAGGGUGUUCCCAGUAACUCCAGAGUGCAGAUCCUGCUGGCCCAGCUGGAGAAGAUUACCGUCGACCCCGUGGGGCGGGAUCCUGAGACGGCGCGGCAGGUCACUUCCAAGCUCCUCCAUCUCAUACAGACGCAGGAGAAGACAUCAAAGGAGGUGAUGAUGACCAAAGGCACAAGCGGCAUGGAGGUCAUCCUUUCUUCACUGGAGAGCACCCGGGACAUCCAGACCAUCCUGAACAUCCUGUGCAUACUCAGUGAGCUGCUGACCCUGGGUAAAGGGCGCAGGGUAGGGGUCUUCGUAUCAAAGGGAGGAACAGCAGUGCUACUCCGCAUUCUAAUCAGCGCCAGCAAAGAAUAUCACCCCAACGAGGAGCUCAUGUUGCAUCUUCAUUCUUUACUGGCGAAGGUGGGCCCAAAAGACAGGAAGUUGGGUGUGAAGGCACGUCUGACUGGCGCUCUGAAUAUUACAAUAAACCUGAUCAAGAAGAACCUUCAAAAUGUCAAGCUGCUCCUGCCCUGCUUGCAAGUUCUUAGGGUUUACUCAACCAACAUGGUGAACGCCAUAUCUUUGGGCAAACACGGAGCGAUUGAGCUGAUAUUCAAGAUUGUUGCACCGUACAGCAAGAAGAACACUAGCCUGAUCAAGGUCGCUGUAGAUGCACUCGUUGCUCUCCUCAAAUCCAAGACAAAUGCUCGGCAUGCAGUGGAGGGCGGCUACGUUCCCACGUUGCUCGCUCUCUACCUGGACUGGCACCGCAACGACACGUGGCAUCGUCACACAGUGAUCCGCAAGGGGCUGCUGGGCUGUCUGCGUAACGUCACAAACAUAAAGCUGGGCAGACGGGCAUUCACCAAGGCGGACGGCAUGCGAAUUCUGUACAACUCUUCCUGUGAGUGUCUCUCGCUGCGUGCCCUGGAUCCUCUUGUGAACGCCUCGAGUCUCAUCAUGAGGAAGUGCUUCCCCAAAAACCGCCUGCCUCUCCCUUCCAUCAAGUCAGCCUUCCAAUACCAGCUGGAGCACGUGCUGCCUUCAGGGUCGGUCGCACAUCUCUGCAGCCAAAACCCAGGAGGGAAAACCGCAAGAUGUGCCCGUUCUAAGGGUGAUAAUUGCGCUGUGUGCAUGUGUGCCCCACCAGUGGACGACGUGGUGGAUGACAGUGAUGAUAACGAGGACACCGAGGCAGACACAGAGAACGAUACAGAGAAUGAAGAUGAUGAUAAGGAUUGCCGCUCCCUGAACGACGACAUUGAAAAGGAUAUGAACAAGCUACACCCCCAAAAAAUACCGAGCCGACCUUUCGAAGAGUUAAAAGUCUAUGAAAAGUUCUUUGUCGAGCUGUCUGAAGACUUCCAGGAUUACAACUUUGAAUCCUCUACCACAUCUUCAUCGGCUAACUCCGAUGAGCCCAUCGUUGUGCCCACAUCUGAGGCGCCGUCCCGGAAUCAUGUCUCUGCUCAGGAUGCGAGCAGCACCUCUGCUCCUGAGCUCACCAUUUCUCCUCUACAGCUGGACACCAGCGACUUUGCCCAGGAAAUCAACAAAAAGGACGAGGCACAUUAUCAAAAAGUAGAGCACGAUCUCUCACAGGCGUCAGAACAUGUCUCCCUAAAUCCGGAUGAGAUGGGAGUCAAACAAAAAGGACCUCCCAUCAGUGCACAGAAGUCCAUGCAGUCUCCUUUGCUUUUGGAGGGCAUUGCCAUUCGCUGUUUAGCUGCGGCAGCAGCAGGUGGAGGAGGAGGAUCAGACUGCGGCUCGGAGGGUGCCGAGGAAGAAGGUGGUGAAGGAGCCGUCCUGGAGGUGCCCGACACAGCUCAGCUUCUCCCACUCCAUGACUUGGACCUUUACGUAGACAUGGUGAAGGGGACACAGUCUGUGCCUCACUACACCGAGGUGGCCUAUCCGGACUACUUUGGGCAUGUGGCCCCUACCUAUAGGGAGCCCCUUUUGGAAAGAUUGUAUGGGGUACAGAGGUCUAAGAUAUUCCAGGAUAUUGAGAGGUUGAUUCACCCCAACGACAUCCUGGAUAAGGUUGUUUACGACCUCGACAUUUCCAGCUGUCCUGUGAUUGAAAGUAAUGGCGAGUCGUUGAGGUUCAACUCUCAGUUUGAGUCCGGCAAUCUCAGGAAAGCCAUUCAGAUCAGGAAGUAUGAGUACGACCUGAUUCUGAACUCGGACAUCAACAGCAACCAUCACCAUCAGUGGUUCUACUUUGAAGUGAGCGGCAUGCGCGUAGGAGCCACGUACCGUUUCAACAUCAUCAACUGUGAAAAGUCUAACAGCCAGUUCAACUAUGGCAUGCAGGCGCUGAUGUACUCGGUUCAGGAGGCCAUCAAUGGCAGGCCUCGCUGGGUCAGAACAGGAACAGACGUCUGUUACUAUAAGAACCAUUUUGCUAGGAGUUCCACCGCAACUGGUGGUCAGAAAGGGAAAUCCUACUACACAAUGACUUUCAGCACCAUCUUCAGCCACAAGGAUGACGUCUGCUAUUUUUCCUAUCACUACCCUUACACGUAUUCCUCGUUGAAGAUGCACUUGUCAAAGUUAGAGGCUAUGAAGGCGCCUGGAAUUUACCUGAGACAGGACGUCCUGUGCGAGACGCUGGGGGGAAACAGCUGCCCGCUCCUCACCAUCACCGCCAUGCCAGAGUCGAACUCUAGUGAUCACAUCUGCCAAUUUCGAAAUCGUCCAUUGAUCUUUCUGUCAGCCAGAGUGCACCCUGGGGAAACCAAUGCCAGCUGGGUGAUGAAAGGCACACUGGAGUUCCUGAUGGGCACCAGCCUGUUGGCGACCACGCUGAGAGAGGCUUACAUCUUCAAGAUUGUGCCCAUGCUGAACCCUGACGGUGUCAUCAACGGAAAUCAUCGUUGUUCUCUGAGCGGGGAAGAUUUGAAUCGCCAAUGGCAGCUUCCCAACCCCGAGCUGCACCCAACCAUCUACCACACCAAGGGCCUGCUGCAAUACCUCGCACACAUUCAACGAGCACCACUGGUUUUCUGUGACUACCAUGGUCAUUCCAGAAAGAAGAAUGUCUUUAUGUAUGGCUGUAGUGUAAAGGAAACAAUAUGGCAGUCAAACAUCAAUGCCGCAUCCAGUGAUCUACAAGAGGACCUCGCAUACAGGGCCCUUCCAAAGAUCCUCUCCCAGAUCGCGCCAGCCUUCAGCAUGGCCAGCUGUAGUUUUGUGGUUGAGCGCUCCAAAGAGUCAACUGCGCGUGUGGUUGUUUGGCGGGAGAUCGGCGUGCAGCGCAGCUACACCAUGGAGAGCACUGUCUGUGGAUGUGACCAGGGCAAAUAUAAGGGUUUUCAGAUUGGCACCAAGGAGCUGGAGGAGAUGGGAGCUCAGUUCUGUGUGGCCCUGCUAAGGCUGAAGAGGAUGACGGGGCUGCACAACCACCAGUAUCUGUUGGAUCUGGAGACUGACCUCAUCGGGACGCAGCCGAAAGUAGUCAGCAGCUGCCCGACUACCUACGUGAUGGAUGAGGAUGAGCCGUCCUUCCUGGAGGCGGUGGAUUACAGUGCCGAGAGCAACGACGAGGAUACCGAGGUGGACCUCGAGGCCAGUGGCGCCACCGACGCCAAUGCCGGCCAAGUCCCCGCGCGGCAGUCAGACUCCGAGAGCAAUCAUGAUGCUUGGAAAUCUGAGCCUGUCACCAGCAGCCAAUGACUGAUUUUUUAAAAUAACUUAUUUAUUUAUUGUUUUUAUUUUCAAUUCCAAAAGCAGGGAAGGUAACUCCACUCACGGCUUCCAUUUUAUACUCCUUGUUGCCAUUUCUUGGUAUUUAACGCUGGAAUUACACUACAAGUGACCAACGCCCUAUUUAUUUAGUAUACUGUAUUUCCAUAUUACUAUUUCAUUGCAUUUACUUUUUCCGACACAAACAUGCCUGUAAACAAAUGGCAGAAAAAUGACAAGUAGUAAGUAAAUAAUACAAACUGAGUAAUUUAGAAAAAAAUCUGCCUUUCAAGUCCAUUGUUGCAAAUGCACAGUUUAAUUUGUUAUUUAAAAGUACUUUCAUUUAGUAAUUAAAGGGAUGGAUAAUGUCAAAUGUUAAAAUAAUGGUUAAAUCAGUGUUGCUUUUGGCAGCUCUUUUAAUUAUCGUCUUAGUCAUAUGUUUGUUAUUUCAAAAUCUGUUCGUCUUCUAGAAAACUCAGACAAAUUUUGUCUAGUUUUAUUCGACAGUUGUCAAAAUGUCUUUAAACCUAAAAAGUUUUUAUCCAUGAAUAAAUAAAUGAAAGGUUUCUAACAAUUUCAAAUGAACAUACACGAGCACAUAAUUGUCUACAAGGAGAUUAACAUCUUCAUGAUGACUCAGCAGGAAAACAGCACAUUAUUUGCUAUUAAUUAAAUUCGUCUGGACCCCACAAAUUGUAUGUAAAAAGUUUUCCAAGAAUUUGAGACACUCACCGAGUCACCGCGCUAAAUGCUAAUGCUAACGCGAACGCUAUGCUAACGCUCCAAAUUAUGAGUGCAAGAUCACUCAGCACAGACCUAUAACGCCUAAAGCAACAUGGCAUAGCCAAGCCACGUGUUUCACAAAAGGAGCAUAGAAUGGGAACACGCUUAAGCCUGUGUUUGUGUGUGUGGGGGUGCAGCACGUCACAUGAGUGACACGACUAAACGCCGCUAAAAUACGUGUGAACUACACAUACAGUACAAUAAGAAAAUAUCACACAUUGUGAAGUUAUGACGGAAGCUAUUGCUAAUUUUCGUCUCUUUCUCGUCUCGUCAGACGACAACUGGCAUCCAUCUCGUUAUGUUUUAGUCUCCGCAGACACAUUUUUAGAUCUUAAUCGUGAUGUCAUCGUCAUGACAAAAAUUGUUCGUUGACUAAAUAUUUUCGUUAUUCGUUGACGAAAACAACUCUGGUUCAAACGAACUACGACCACCCAGCUCCCUAAAAGUAUCGUUAGCGCAGACACAUGAUAAACACGCCUGAAGAGCGUGCAUCCCCUCUACUGGCAAAUAAAUAAAUCAGCCUUGAGUAAAAAACAAAAAAACUCCGGGAUUGACAUAUAGAUAAUCUCUAGAGCACAAAUUAAUCCAUAAACCCAAAUUUCAUUUGACCUGUCCAUGAACAACAGCAGACUAGCCAUUUUAAAUCAGUGUAUUCACAAAGAACAAGACAAACAAAGCGAGUGACCUUUUGAGCCCUCCUUCCAGGCGGUCUAAAAAUUAUACGGCCUAUGAGAUAAUUGUCUCCAGGGUAUUUUGACGACUAUUUUUAUACCUUAAGUUUAAGGUGCGUUUAAGGCCCCCCCCGCUUCUGCAAGGUACGAUUGCAUUCGCGCAAACUAUGUAUGCGUAGAAAGAAGCAGCCUCAUAUGUUACGUCGUUAUCUCUGAACCGGAAACCCAUUACUCGCCGGCGGGAAAUUUCGAAAUUAUUACACGUUCUAGACCAGGCGUCGGGAUCUCCGUUUUGUAAUCACUGAUUUUGUCAUGAACGCAAUAGCGUACUGCACGAAUGCUAUUUUUACACCGUGACGUCGCAUCGUAAAGCGGAAAUGGGACAUUAUAGACACGCCCUCGUAUACAAACCAUUAUAUUUUUGCUAUUUUUCUCUGGUAAUCUUUCAAAAAUGAACGUGCCGAUCAAACACUGCUGAUAUGGAACUUGUAGAAACGACUGUAGACAUUACGAAAUAUGAAGAAUGUUACUCUUCCUACGUUUCCCGAAACAAAACUUGGAGGAAAAAAUGUGAAGAAUCGAUCAAUUUGCGCGGACAUUUAACGCCAGCAAGGUGAAGCCAUUCACAUUUAAUAUGCAGUAAACAUUUUGUUGGGUUGGCAUGGUCCUUCAGAGGACAAAGAGGUAAACCAUUUUGAUAUUUUUUACUUAUUUUUUAGCGUGGCGUUUUGCCGUGCCGCUUCUGUCUGACAAUGAAUGACCUGAAAAGAAUUAAAAUGGUAUCUGACUGCCACUCUUACCUUUUCUGUUGUAAAAAAUACAACUUUAGUAAGGGGAAGUGUAAAUAAAUUAUCGAAUUAGGAUUUGUUAUUAAUGAAAAAAUUAAAAGCGUUCGUUGGCUGUCAACGAGUAGCAUUUGCGAUCACUUCGCAAAUUAGCAAUGUAAAUUGCCCAAAAGAACGGUCAGAGACGUAAGACAACCAGAGGAUAUGAUAUAUAAGAUAGACAGGGCAUAUGGUGGUAAAGUAUAGAAUGUUGAAACAGGAGAAUGUCAUUGUCAGGGACGUAAGAAAAAGGUGUCGAUAAAAAAGCGAAGGCUAAGCUUAGGUCGGCUCGUUUCUUUUUUCAGUCUUUUUCAGCCCUCGACACUCAAGCCAUCUCUUUAACUGAACAUUUGUAUGUUCUUCCACAUGUUUAACAGUGAAUUUGGCACCAGGGACAUUUACGGAUUGAAUUGGUAGGUUUAGCUCUGUAAACAUAUCCUUCGUACACUAUUUCUAUUCAUUUACUAUUGGGGACAAACGGGAGCUUGUCCCCCCUUAGCAACAGUAGCUAACGUUAUGAAUAUUAAUGAGCGGAAGUGACGUGUAGCGUGCGGUACGCCAUUGAACGCAGGAGUGAGAUUGCAGGGAGAGCACACAGUCACGGAAUUGUGACUGAAAUCAUUAGAAAACAACAACGAAAGCCUGACAUCGUUACUUGGGAUGUCACAAUCGAUGCUCAGUUGCGCUUUCAUCAGCUUGGAAAAUAACAAAUAGAACCAUGAUGUGGUGCUGCGUUAUAUUUCCUGGAACGCGCAACCAGGAGUGCUUGUGCAUAACAGUGGCGAUCCUGGAAGUGGCGGCAGUUUUGACAGGUGGAAAUGUUAUGAAAACAACUGAUCGUGCGCUCUUUGACUGGAGGUACCACCCAGUUCACUUUUCGGGGUUUAAUUUUCCUCUACGCAUUUUUAUAUACUCAUGUUCGGUCGGCAUUGAGUCUGAGGCUGUUCGGCGACAUCGCGGGAGACGAGCUCUUUAAAAAACGCUCAUCUCCGCGUCAUCCGCGAUGGGAGUACCACAAAUGGGCACUGAAUUGAAGCAUAAAAUUGCGACGUAGUUUGAAGCGUCAAGAAAAAUGUAUUGGAAAAGGAAGGACAGGACCAGGAAUGCCACGUCGUGAUCGUCCGCCUCCAUUGUUUACGAUGCCGUCAUGCCACACUAAAAAUGGCGACGGCAUGACAUCACUUCCUUAGUAUGCGAUUGUUGUAGGGAGACAGCAGUCCAUAUUAAGCGGCGUGUAAUAUUACCCGCCUACAUUAUCCGUGUAACACCUAAUCAGGAUAAUAGGCAUACUAGUGUAACCGACAUGCUGUAUAGUCUAACUAAUUACACGUUUAAGGCCAUUAUGCGUCAUAGUGGAGACGUAGCCAUGCUCGCAUUUGACUGGCUAAAAUACUACCAGCUCAACUUUCAUAAAUGUGUCGUACAAUUGUUGUUUUUCAAUUCAUUAAAGGAUAUUCAUUCCACUGGUAUACGUACACUUGAUAAAGGAGUUAUCUGUCCCCUUAAUUCACUCUGUACGGCGCCUUUUAUUUACACACCUCUAAUUCACGAUGUUUUGACCAAACUUCAUGGUCUGAACUUUUUUGUGUGUUAUUAGGUCAUUGUUUGUGGACAUACAGUAUUUUUUUCAUAUAGAGUGUUUUGAUGGCCUCACAUUGACAAAGUUUGUCCCAUCUGCUCCUGCUUCACCAAUGUUGUGUAAAUCCAGCCUUAAAGCCAUUCAAACCAUAAACUUUCUCCGUGUGAAGUGGGUCCGAAGGACCUACUGUAAAGUGCAACCGUUAAGACAAUCUCUCGCGUACAACACCGACCACCUCUCGUGAAUUUCCCUCCAUAACGACCUCUAGCUGGCAUAUGACGCUCACACGAGUCCCCAUAUUGACACAAAAAUUACCCAAACUCUUUCCAAACCGAGCAACCUGCCUUCUCACCGCCACCCUGCACUUUAACUUGUUUACUUCCCACUUUCUGUCUUAAAAUGAACUGUGGUUGAAACUACUGAGCACCAGUGUUCACAGUGGUGUAGGACACUUGACAACACUUGACCUUGCAAGUACCCUCUUUUCCCAUUUAAGUGUAAUGCACAUACAGUGGAAUCUCAGAAGUGGAAAACCUCUUAAAGGGUAUGACAACACCUGGGGAAAUGCUAAUAUUCCAUCAUUUAUCCAUCAACGCAUGCCUUUUGAAUUCAUAUCAUGCCACUUCGUGUAAUUACACACAUCGCAACACCAAGAAAAUGAGAGAAAUUAGGUCGAUUGUCAAGCUAAAACGACCCACCCCCGAGAUGCCGGAAAUCUAGCAUAUUGUGUGCGUGACGUCACUAUAAGGAAACAACCGGCUCAAUGCUUAGUACUGAAUGGCGGCGAUGAUGGCGGACAAUUUUGUUUCUAGUUGCAGUGACGAAUCCGACGUAACGAACAUUCUUCUAAUGGUGACGAGGAGAGUUAUGAACCUUUCUUUGGUGUUUUGGGUUAUCAAUUUGAGCCCAAACGAAAGCCAAUGCAGCCUAAUGAAAGGAUCAUUGAGGGGAGCAAUCACACUGAUGAAACACCGAUGGCAACAGAAACACCGAAUGGUUUGUUUUGCAUUUCUUUUUGUGAAGCUGAUACACCGUGACCCCAAAAUAAAGUAAUAUAUAGAAUAAUUAUCAUUUCAUGCGCUAUCAUCGGUUUUCGCUCUGCCAACCGACACAAAUAUGAAUGGGAUUAGAGGAUUUGUUGUAUAUAUUUUACGAGCGAUAAUUUAUACAUGUGUCCAGUCCUAUAUCCAAUGCGUGAUAUGUUUUUUAUUAUAAAAGAGUAAGUACUUACUCUGGCCAUUUCCCCCCUUUGCUUUGCCUGGGGUGGUGGGGUGGUCUCAUCAGAGCCAGUCAUCGUCCUCUUUCUUGUUAUAUCGGGACAUUUGGCUGCGUGUGUAGGUGGGCACCGCAUCUGCUUUCAGCAGCAAUUUCUUAGCAAAACCUGAUUUCAUUUGUCCAUAGUUCGUAUAGCUUUCAGGUGUAAAAUGCACACCACACAAAACCGUGCCGGAGGCUGGGUCUGCAAAAUUAGCCCUCUUAGCACUGACGAACUUUACUCAUUGUCUGCAUAGUCCAGCACUUUUUCUUGCGUUCGGGAACUCAUAGGUACUACAUUGCGACAAAUGGCUAUGUGUAAACCACAUAGCAUGACAGGUUUGAACCAUUUUAGCGAUUUUUUGAUAAAACACGAACGCAACUCUCUCUUCGAUAAACAACGAUGGCACCUGCCUUGACCUUUUGUUUCCUUGUUUUGUUUCUGGAAUACUUUCGGAAAUGUUCGUAAUUUUCGAUCUAUUUUCGAUAAUUGCUCAUGAAUGUGAUUUAUUUUUUUUGUUAACUUUAUGAAUAUUUGUUAUCUUGCCACAUAACGGUUCUAUUGAUAUCUCACAGCCCCUUACUGUUUUCGUACCCUUUAAGUUUAUAAUAUUUUUUAAAAAUCUGAGUACAAUUUACUUGAAGCACUGGCAGAUAAUUUCACUUAUUUCUAGUAGAUUUACAUUGCAAACAAGGGAAUAUAAGUGGUUUUAAGGAGGUGUGUUUUUGCAGUGCAUAUAUCCUAAUUUAAAAAUCAUUUACGUAUUUCAAAUGAUUUUUCAAGGUGCCCAUACAAUUUUUCUUCAUGUUUCAAAUACUUUUUUGUAGGGUUGUUCCGAUCAUGUUUUUUUGCUCCCGAUCCGAUCCCGAACGUUUUAGUUUGAGUAUCUGCCGAUCCCGAUAUUUCCCGAUCCGAUUGCUUUUUUUUUUGCUCCCGAUUCAAUUCCAAUCAUUCCCGAUAAUUUUUCCCGAUCAUAUACAUUUUGGCAAUGCAUUAAGAAAAAAAUGAAUAAAACUCGGACGAAUAUAUACAUUCAACAUACAGUACGUUAGUACUGUAUAUGUUUAUUAUGACAAUAAAUCAAGAUGGCAUUUACAUUAUUCACAUUCUUUCUGUGAGAGCGAUCCACGGAUAGAAAGACUUGUAAUUCUUAAAGGAUAAAUGUGACUUUGUAUAUUGUGACUAAAUAUUGCCAUCUAGUGUAUUUGUUGAGCUUUCAGUAAAUGAUACUGUAGCCGUUUAACUGUUUGCCCAAAUGCAUGAUGGGAAGUGCAACCAUGACUGUGCCUAGUGGUACCAAUUGAUAUAUCUUCUCUGCGUUGGGAAAUAACAUAGGGUGUUAAGAAAAAGAUCAAUUUCUACCUUUCAUCCCCACAUUGCUUUCCCACGAUAUUUCUAAUCGUAGGGAGAGGGUUUGUAAGACUUUAGCCAAUUAAAGAAAGGCUCCAGAGGCUGCCAAAAUUCACUCUACUCAUUUUACGCUGCCUUUUAGCUCUAUAUAUAGGUAAAACGGCGCCAUUACAGAUUGAACGCGACAAUGCGUGAGUGGGUCGUGCAGCGCACGCGUUAAUUGCGUUAAAUUUUUUAACGUGAUAAAUUUUUUGAAAAAUUAUUUACCGCCGUUAACGGAAUAAAUUUGAUAACCCUACCUUAAGCCUAAACUAAAGACUCUGGAUGAGUAACAUAUUAUGUCUGUAACAUUAAAUACAAUUAGAAAACGAUUUAAUUAAAAGAAAAAUAUAUAUUUAAAAAAGGCAUGUUCGAUAUUUUUUUUUUGCCGAUUCCGAUACUUUGAAAAUGACGUGCUCAUCCCGAUCGAUCGGGACAUCUCUAGUCCUAACAUUUCAAUACCCUUUUUAAAUUCGUCAAAUACAUCUUCAAAUGAUAUCCAUGUAUUAUCCAGAUUUUUUAAAGUAAUGUUACUCUUGCCUGCUUAUUUAUUUCCACUAAAAUGAGUCCUACAACAUUUUUUUUAACCCCUGUCAUUUGUCGUUGAAGUUCAGCCCAUCUUUUUCAAUUUCCUUUUGCGCCACAUGACUUCAAACACUUGCUAUGCCGUCCGUAAAUGUUCAGUGAUGGCCAGUUUGACCCUGAUUUGACCUCUGUCCCCUCUUUAUACCAAGUAGGAAUUCCUUUUGAAUCACCAAAGAAUAUGAGGUUCCAACUUGGAGAUUCCACUGUUUUCCCUUGUUUACCUACCAAAAAUAAAUAAAUAAAUAAAAAACAAUAAAAAGUGUUUACACAACACAAACGUUGAAUGUUCACAAUGCGUACACACGGCAGUUAUAAUCGAGCUUAAAUGGACCAGAAGCCGCACAAAACAACUUCAUGUUUGUUUGUACCUUUGUAUUGAGCCACUGUAUACAUUAUGUAUGUGUGCAAGAUGGUGCUUUUGUCUAUUGAGAGUCCAGCUAUAUAGUAGCCAAGUAAUCCGUUUUACUUGCUUGUGAACAUGCAUUUUCUUUCCACUCGUUGCUUUUUACUAAGAUAUUAAUGGAGGAUUGUUUCUGGGAUGCAACCUGUUUGUAUGUAUAUGAGGCAUCUGAGCAUGGGAGUGCCUAAGUGUAUGUGUGUGUGGUGCUUAUGAGUGUGCACAAUUUUAACUUAUUCCAUUAUUCAGCUGUACUAAUGCUUUGCUACUGUGUUCCCUCUCUCAAUUUGAUUAGGCCCCCUCACGCUUGCCAUUUUCUCCGUCCAUCAAAAACCUCUCACUCCAUCCUUUUUUUUUACCCAAACUUGGAUUGUUUUACGUCUUAUAGUGUGUGUGUGUUUGGGAGAUGUUAAAAAAAGGUUAAUUUGAGUGUUAGGCACAAGCAAAAAGUGAAGAAGCAGCCAGAAAUAAAAUGUGAACAUGAUCAACUGUACUUGCUCAUUGCCACUUUUUUGGUCGUGUUUGUGUCAUGUGACUUUUAAUUACAGAUGUCCCGAUCCGAUAUUUGGAUCGGAUCGGACGCCGAUAUGGGCAAAAAAAUGCGCAUCGGUAUCGGAUCGGAACAUGCGAAAAAUUCCGAUCCAGACUUCCGAUCCAGUUAAAAAAAAAAAAAAAAAAAAACGGUCCGGGUUUUCCAGCGCACCGAAUCACAUAAUCCGUUCCAGUUUUUGCUUCGGUUUCCCUAAAAUCCGGUCCGCAUUUUACGGCACACCUUCAACACACUACAUUUACAUUACCGUCUCCCAAUUUACCGAGAGACUAUCAGUAAAAACGUCAGCUGUGUGGGAUCAUUUCACCUUAAGGGCGACAAAGACGAAGAGGCAGAGAGCAACAUAUGCCACAAUAAAGUCAAGCGUAGUGGUAAAGCUGUAAGUUUUUAUGCAACCAACCUAAUCAAGCAUUUAACGAAAUACCACCACAAACAAUACGAGGAGUAUGUUAAAAAAAUCGAAGACAAAAAGAAAGUUCCUACGCAACUAACACUGGCAGAAACUUUUGCUAUGCGUGACAAACUGGCACUCGACAGUCCCAAAGCCCAGGGAAUAACAAGAGUCAUUGCCGAAGAAUUCAUUCUGGAUGACGAGCCAUUAUCUCAUGUGAGCAAAGACGCACCAUCCAACAUGCGAUUCGGCCGCUCAAGAUUCGAGAACGAUUCACAAACAUCCAAAUUCCGAUUAUUGAAAUAUGUCAAGUAAAGCGGAACUAAUAUACAGCGCGGUCUUCGGGACGCAAUGAGAAACUGACCACAUUGCGUCCCGAAAGUAAACAUAACUUGUGUUAGACCUGGGUAAUGCCAAUGCUCAACUCACAGCUUUAGCUCAACUCAUGUCGCUGGAUAAAAAACACAAGCAUACAAACUACGUCAACGUCGUUUUACUGGAGAUAAUAGAUAUCAUGUGUAUAUAGAACCAGAUGCUACACGACAGACUCGACUGCGUUAGCAACAUUGAAGUAUUGAAAACCAGAACAGCUGCCAUCUUAAAGCAAAAGACUUCCUUAGUAGGCUGUUGUGAACCUUCCAAGCGAACCUAAUUAACUUUUUAUCUAAAAUACUCCUAAAUCGGCAAAAUCUUGACUUGAAUUUAUCUUCAAAACAGUUUUAAGACUUCACAUGUCGAAAGUAGACAGAAGGGAAAUUAUGGAAUAACGGGAGCAAUUUUAACAACAGUUGAUUCGCAAAAUUAAAUGAAUUGACUGCAGUUUAAAGCUGCUGAUACAGAAUGAGGACUUGAGUAUUUUAUUUACUGUUUUAAAAUGUUAACUUGAUACUGAAAUAGUCGUUUAUUUAAACCUGAGAGGCUUUUUAUACAAUUUUUGUAACUAAUGCAGGAAACAUUAAAAGCAUCUAAAAGCUUGGGGGAUUUGUGGAAUUUUCCACUGAGGUGGUUGGUGUGUUUUGCUUUUUUAAGACAGUUUACAAUAUUAUUUGCACGUUUUACUGACUGACUAUGCCAUUUCUGUUUGUUAUUUAUAAUGUUUUGUGUUUGUCACUGAAUAAACAGGUCAGUUUCUUGUUACCAACCGUUGUGUGUUAUUCAAACUCACCUAAUUCAGCUGGCUAGUUGUUAUCAAGAGUACUAAAACCUUUUUCAACAUGAGUCUGACAACUAAGUAAGGAUGCUGAAUAACUUUAAAUUUUAACACAUGCUCAGAUAGGUCGGUAUCGGUAUCGGCCAGUAUUGGUAUCGGAUCGGAAGUGCAAAAACCUGGAUCGGGACAUCCCUACUUUUAAUACAGAUCAACAUUCUGAGCUGGAAGAAAGUCCAAGCCAGGGUGCUGGUUGUUGUUCUGGGCAGUGAAAGGGAUCGGCCCAAUUGUUGUGCGGACUUUGGGAAUGAUGUUAAUUGAGCUACUGGAAUGGAAAAUGCAAAUGGUGCUAUGCAUGGUGAGCUGAAAGUUACAAUUAACUGGGUGGGGCCUUGAGGGAAUCUGGGAAGUAGGCCUGCACAAAAUAUCAUUUCACUGGAAUGCCACUUGUAAAAGGAGUAAAAAAAAUAUUUGAAAAGAGAUAAGAUUUGCCUAUAACGCAGAAAAGUCUGCCAAUGGAACAAGCAAUUUUUUUUAUUGGAAAGGAUCGUUAAAAUAUGACAUCCAUUCAGGAUGAACGAGAUCUUGAAAUGAGUUGUAUUUAACUAGUUUUAAGAAGUCUUUGGGCUGAUAAUAAGCCUUAAAAAUAGUAUUACCGGCUCAUUUUAUGUACUAUAACAAGCCAGUAUUGCUUAAAAUUAGUAUUUUCAGGCUUAUCAUGAGCAGGUGUGAAAGUGCCUAGAAUUUCUUGCCUGAACUCCCUGACGUGAAGGUCGCCACGG